AUGAUUGAGGAAAAACCUAGGGCGUGGCACGACUUACUCCCUGAAGCCCUUUGGGCUUACCGAAUCUCAAAACGAUCGGCUACUAGCACAUCCCCUUAUGCCUUAACCUACGGCCAUGACGCCAUUGUUCCGAUAGAACUAAAGGUUCGGUCUCUCCGUGUGACCGAACGACCUGGGCAGGAAGAGAAGGACUAUGCGCAAGCCAUGGCUCAGGAGUUAGAAGAUUUGGAGCAAUCCAGACUAGAUGCUUAUAACCUAAUGCAGGCACGAAAGCAGAUCGCGGCGAGGUCCUGCAACAGGAAGGUAAAGCAAAAGACUUUCAUCGAAGGCAACUUGGUAUGGCGUGCCGAGCUUCCUAUCGGGACUAAGGACCCUUGGUUCGGCAAAUUCUCACCCAAUUGGGAAGGGCCGUUUAUUAUCGAACGAAUUCUUGGCCGAGGUGCAUUGCAGUUGAGAGAUAGGGAUGGAGAAUGGCACAACUUGCCAAUAAACGGUUAG
Messenger RNA from Prunus armeniaca (apricot), 498 nucleotides. Lineage: Eukaryota; Viridiplantae; Streptophyta; Magnoliopsida; Rosales; Rosaceae. The record is from the annotation of a GenBank genome assembly.